Messenger RNA from Pyricularia pennisetigena, 522 nucleotides. RefSeq lists its product as uncharacterized. The transcript has a single exon. NCBI's taxonomy places the organism in Eukaryota, Fungi, Ascomycota, Sordariomycetes, Magnaporthales, Pyriculariaceae. Bases 1 to 522 code for a protein of 173 amino acids. The record is from RefSeq and is a predicted model, not a curated record.
AUGAAGACCACAGCAGUCCUCGCGGCCGCCCUCGCGCUGGCCAGCGGGGCGGCAGCCACGACGCUCCCGCGACGGGACUUCCCGCCCGUGACGCCCGAGGAGAACAACUUCAUCCUGGAGGGCAUCAUCGACGUGUUUGGGAACCGGCGGUUCGACAACAUGGCGGCGCUGUUCACGACCGACGCCAACUACUUUGUCCUGGGCAACACGGAGCCCUUCUCGGGCGACCACAGCAUCCCGGACACGGUGUCGCAGGCGCGCAAGGUGUUCAACGCCUUUCGGGACUACGACUUCACCGUCGUCUCGCGCACCGUCACGUCGGAGCGCGCCAUCCUCGAGGCCACCGUCCGGGGCACGAGGCCCGACGUCGACGGCGAGCCCGUCUACAAGCAGACCGCCGUGCUGAUCCUCAACACCGUCAGGGAUCCCGUCGAUGGCAGGGUCAGGAUCAAGGUGCUCAGGGAGUACUUGGACCUGAUUACGCUGCAAAACUUUGCAGAGGAGGUUGGCAUGUUUGAGUAG